CUCCUUAGCCGGUCAUAGUGACUGACGCUUGUGGCGACAAACACAUUCGCGUCGUCAUUCUCAAAGCAGAGACAACGUUAGUUAGUUAGUUAAAAAUAAACGUCGCGACAAAAUGAGUUCAAAUUGGGGAUUAUCCUCAAGUAGCAGUGAUAGUGACGAUGAUCGACCGGUGUCCAAAUUUCGAACCGAAACACUGUUCUAUAAACAGUAUUACCGAGGUGAAUAUGGUGACGACUGGCCAGACCACCUGCAUCAUGUUGAAAACCACACACAAAAUGUGCAAGCAAACAGUUCGGUAUUAAUAGACAAUAAUGAUCAACAAAGCACGUCGUUUGCAAACAUCAGUCGGAUUGGACUAGAUGAUUCGCAUCGCGUCUUGUCACCCAGCUCAUUAUUGACAAAUACUGUCGAAGACAUAGUUUUGAUAAACGAAGGGGGAAAAUAUCGACCAAUUCGCGUUAUUUCACAAAGAGAAAUUUUACCAGUACGAAAGUCGCCAGAAGUAAAAUCAAAGGUAAAAGUCGAAACAAAACAAGAAGAGGUGCCUCAUGUGCCAAGCGAAAUUCCACUUGAAAAGAUUGACUUUAUCGAUCCGCCAAAGGAUCCACGUAAACGAAAACCGGAAUCACAAUAUGAUGCUUUUGAUGAUGACGAUAACGAUGGUUUAGCUUUGCCCAAAUUCUAUGGCGAAAUGGUGAUUAAAUCGGAAAUAGCCAAAAAUCAAGGAAGAAGCCCACACUUGAAUGGCUCGUUUAAACGAAGUUUGUCACAUGUUCGACAAAAAGCCAUUCAAAAGGCACAGCGACAGCAUUUGGCCGCUCCACGAACCGAUCCCAGGAUUGAUAGAACUUUAUUUUCCGCUCCACCUCGGAAAGUUAUCUCCCCACCCAAGAAACAACAAAAUACUUCACAGCCGAACAUCAAAUCCAAAUCGAUUUUUGAUUCCAAUGAAGGAACCGAUGACAUUUCGUCUAGCUCAUUUUCGUCUUCAUUUUCAACACCAAAUGCGAGCGACGACCUAUUCAGUGGACAUAAUUCCACCAAAAUCAAUGAUUACAGUCCGUUAAGCGAGUCUGAUAUUGACUCGGAUGACAAUUCGUUUAUGGCAUUUUCUAAAAGAAAACUGGACACAGAGAACAAACGACCGGAACGACCGGUACGAUUGGUACCAAAGCGUAAAAAAUAUACUGAAUCUACUUCAAAUGAUGAUGAAAAAGUGCCACCGAUCAGAAUUGAUUUAAAAAAUAAACAAGUAACACCGACCAUCGAUAAAAAAAAGAAAAAAAGUCCAUUGUUUGGUAAGCCACCAACUGUUGAUAAGGAGGUCAUUUUGUCUGCAUUGACAGAGGACACUGAUCAAGAGAACAUUCCCAUUGUUAAGACACAGAGUGGAAACAACAAAAAAUCGCCAAAGAAAAGAAGGACAAAAUUGAGACCAAUAUUUAAACUGCCGAGUCAUAAUUCCAAAAAAUCCAGUAGCAGCGAUGCGGAUGCUGUUCAUGCUCCGUCAAUCGGCGUUGUUCAUUCUAAGCGACUAGGAACUGUCAUAAAAAUUACCAAUAAUACGAUCAGUUUGAAUCAAGAACCGGCAAUUGAUUCAAUUUCAAAACAAAAUGAAACGAUUAAAGCAUUGGACAACGUUGAAACAGGAGAGCCCAUGGAUCUGAAUGAAUCGGACAAGAGUUCAACUUCUAAUGGUUCAAUCGAACGAAAACUUGCUGCAAUGACUUCGCCAGUCCGAAAGGCAUCCGAGGUCUAUGUACAUGAGAGAGAAUCUCUAACUGAUAUAUUGUCCGACGAACGGUGUGCUGUUGAAAAUACAAAAGAAAAUCCGCUGAUCGAAAGCAACGGGCUUCCGGCUGAAGAAAAAGCAGACACGUCCACUUUGGCUGCACAAAUAUUGGACGUCGAUAGUGGUAUUCAAACCGCUACACAAUCUCCUCAAUCCGAGAUUGACUCCAAUUCAAUAAACGCAAAUGAAACGGAUGAUAACAAAAUCGAUAAAAAUGUUAUUUCAACCAUUCCGGAUAUAUGCGAAAGUGUUUUGAUCUCGGAAACAACAAAUACCGUUGAAGAGAAGAGUACAGUUGAAACUGCCAAUAUUCCAACAAGACCAAAUUGUGAACAAGAAGAAGGAACUGCUGUUGAGCCGGCGCCUGGUGAACAUUUGACCGACGCGAAUAUUUCGUUGGUCAGUGGUUUCGAGAGUUUCGAAUUACAUGACAUUAGCAUGAAUGUUGACCUGGAGGAAAUAGCAAACAAUCUGUUCGAUCCAAAUUCAACCGUUGUCUGUGAUCAGUCAACAGACAAUUCACACAAACGACCCAAAGUUAUCAUCAAUGACUUUUUUGAUGAUGAAAAUAUUCCGGCAUCGUUGAAACGUGAAACAUUGUUGGAAGAACAACAAACAUCAUUGGCAACGGACGAUGUUGACAUAUCUGACGAUGAUUAUGAAGAUGAUUCUCCAUGUGGAAUUGACGAAUUAACACUUCCAAAUUCAAAUACACAUCGCAACACCGUCGAUAAUGUGCUAACAAUUUGUGAUUUGUGUCCAUAUCAGGCACCAAAAGGAUUCAAGCAGCUCACCAAACACUAUGUACGAACACAUUCUGACAAAGAAAUUUCGAUCUCACGAUUGGCAAACAUAUUCAACCCGCAAGAAUUACAAGAAACAAAAUUCACACCGCUGAUCACAAAAACUGCUUCUGAAACAAUUAUCCGAUCAUUGUGCUAUAUUUGCAACGAAGGCUACAACAUGUCCAGCUCAAAGUGGAUUUUACAUUUCAUUUCCCACACUGGCGAAUUUGAAUUCCAGUGCAAUUCUUGUGCCAAGAAAAUCACCCAAGAUUUGCACAAACCGUGUAACUCAAAGGGAAAUCAUCGCAUCAAUGGCCCAUUCGAUUUCGUGGACAAUACUUUAUAUGGUUAUGUUUGUACGUUGUGCAACUACAUACAGCUAACAAAAAAACACAUAAUUUUACAUCUGGAAAAUGAACACCACCAACUCACUACCGGCGAUCAAAAUGUCAUCGAAAUUAUUUUGCUCAAAACAUCACAAGCAUUUGUUGAAUUAUUGGUCGACGACAAGAAUGACAAAGAACUGAUGGCGGCAAAGGAACGAAUUUCUGCAAUUCAUCAGCCGAAUCGAUUUCAAAACUGUUCACCGGUCGUUAUUUCGGAGAGUGAUUGUGAGCCAGAGCCAGAGUCAGAGCAUGACAAUACAAUCGAUUUGACACUUACUGAUGACGAAAUUUAGCCACUGCAUUUUUGUAUAAAUCAUUCUACUAUUGUUAUUAAAUCAGAAGGAUUUCGUUGAACUUCAUCAUAAUCAACAAAUCCUAUAUACUGUUCCAUUAUUUUCUAAAAACAAAAAAAAAUAACCUAUAAAUCUUGACAUAAUUUUCGAUGAAUUGAAGAUACAUCGAACAUACAACAUGAAUCAAAACUGACCCCAUAAAAUUGAAUAAAACUGAAUAAAACAUCAUUUGUACAACAAA
Molecule: messenger RNA, 3497 nt
Organism: Contarinia nasturtii (swede midge)
Lineage: Eukaryota; Metazoa; Arthropoda; Insecta; Diptera; Cecidomyiidae
Exons: 9
Coding region: 113-3256 (1047 amino acids)
Source: RefSeq, a predicted model, not a curated record